AAUAAACUGGAUUUUUGCUUCCCUCAUCCAACAUGUUCUAGAUUUAUACUUUCAAUUGAGCUUUCGAGUAUGAUCACUUAUGGAAAAAGGUGGCGGUACUACACCGUAAGAGGGUUUUGUCAACCACCAUAAAACACUACAGAAGAAGGAAGGAAACGGAACAUGGCGGCCGACAAAUCUACUAAAGAAAAGCUGUUGUCUGCUCUGAAUGAUAUAGAAGUGUUAUCCAGAGAACUGGUAGAGAUGCUCGCAUUGUCGCGAAGCCAGAAACUUCCCCAGCCUGGAGAGGAUACUCAGGUGCUGGAGCUGCUGGUGCAGAGGGACAAAGAGUUCCAGGAGCUGAUGCGGACAGCCUUGAGGCAGGGCAGGACCCACGAGGAGAUGCAGAAGCUGGAGAAAGAAGUAGAGAAGAGGGAUGGUGAUAUCCAGCUGCUGCAGAAGCAGCUUAAGGAGGCGGAGCACAUCCUGGCCACUGCUGUGUACCAGGCCAAAGAGAAACUCAAAUCCAUCGAGAAGGCCAGAAAAGGCAGCAUCUCUUCAGAGGAAAUUAUAAAGUACGCACACAGGAUAAGUGCCAGUAAUGCAGUGUGUGCUCCUCUGAACUGGGUACCAGGUGACCCACGGAGGCCAUAUCCUACUGACCUUGAGAUGCGUAGUGGAAUGCUAGGUCAUAUGUGUAACCUGCCCACUAACGGCGUGAAUGGACACCUGCCUGGAGAUGCACUGGCUGCUGGGAGAUUACCAGACGUGCUGGCCCCUCAGUACCCAUGGCAGUCUGCAGAUGUUGCCAUGGCAAUGCCUCCACCAUCUCACCAUGGUAACGACCUUGGAUUGGAGUUGCCAGGGCACAAUAAGGAGAAUGAGGAUGAUGUGGAGGCCAUGAGCACCGACUCAUCCAGCAGCAGCAGUGAUUCUGACUGAGAAUGCGUGACUGACUGAGAGAGGCAAUAUAAAUAUAAAAUUCUCCAAAAAGGAUUGUGUGCAAGAUAUCUUGAUACAAAAUUUUCCAAUAGGACUGCUUUCUUAACUUAAACAUUUUUUAAGGUUAUAAUUAACUUCAUUCCUUCUGCAUUGUUAAAACCUACCUUACCUCAGCCAGCUGAAAAUAUCUCAUGAUACUAAGCUUAAACAAUUAAAGUGUAAUUUGCAGCUUGUUUUACACGUAUCAGGUUUAGCCUGUUUUUCUCACCUGUUCACCAUUAGAGAGCAAGAGCUUCUAGGAAUUCAAGAAUAUUUUGGUACGUUUAUGAAAACAUUUCAUUCUCUUGUCUGAAUCCUAUUGGCUUGAACAGAUGGGUGUGAAGUUUGGCUUAGUUUGAUGGACUUGUCACUCAGCAUACUGUAAGCUCAUGUAGAAAUGCUGCAAACAAUUAAUGUAACUCAGCAGUUGUGUAAAUAGAGCUGUAAAAAUGUUUGGGUUUCAUAUCUUGUAAAUAAAGUUUGUUUGGUAAAA
Ictalurus furcatus (blue catfish) is the source of this 1453-nucleotide messenger RNA. RefSeq names its product mediator complex subunit 4 (gene med4). Gene Ontology annotation, molecular function: transcription coregulator activity. Gene Ontology annotation, cellular component: mediator complex; core mediator complex. NCBI's taxonomy places the organism in Eukaryota, Metazoa, Chordata, Actinopteri, Siluriformes, Ictaluridae. The transcript has 8 exons. Gene Ontology annotation, biological process: regulation of transcription by RNA polymerase II. Bases 163 to 921 code for a protein of 252 amino acids. The record is from RefSeq and is a predicted model, not a curated record.